This is a messenger RNA of Morone saxatilis (striped sea-bass), 2905 nucleotides long. It is a transcript of the gene bag4, whose product is annotated as BCL2 associated athanogene 4. Bases 211 to 1374 code for a protein of 387 amino acids. Gene Ontology annotation, molecular function: adenyl-nucleotide exchange factor activity; protein-folding chaperone binding. Gene Ontology annotation, cellular component: membrane; nucleus; cytosol. The transcript is spliced from 5 exons. Gene Ontology annotation, biological process: protein stabilization. The record is from RefSeq and is a predicted model, not a curated record. NCBI's taxonomy places the organism in Eukaryota, Metazoa, Chordata, Actinopteri, Moronidae.
UCAUUCAAUCAUUUCCUCAUCCCAAAUAAAGCGGAUCUCCACUUCUGCAGGAAACACGGCAACGCCAACCGACGGCCUCUGAAAUCAGUCAGGUUCGGGUGUUUUCUGUUAAAUAAUUGUGUUUUUUUUUUAUUUCUAACAAUGGCUGAUGACAGGACGGCUGCCGGGAACCGCGCUUAGCUGCACCAUCACCACCACCACCAUCAUCAAAUGCAGUCAAAUCUGAAAUCUGGCUGGCCCUCCACUUGCAACUCGGAAACUAACAACGGGAACUGGAAUAGCACCAUGGAUGCUCCCCAGUACCCAGGCUACCCUCCACACUACUGGUAUCCUCAGUCUCAUUCCACAGGACACUAUGCAAAUACCUAUCCGUCGGGAUCCGAUGUUCAGCCACAGUACAAUCAACAGGUAAUGCCCGGAGGUUAUCCGAACGGCCACGGCGUCUACAGCCCAGCGCAGAAUCAGUAUUCAACAAGUGGUUUCCACCCGUCCAACCCUUUCUACUGUGCUGACCCUCAGAGACCCGCUCCAGGUCCUUAUCCUAACCAGGUCUGUCCGGCGGAGCAGAGCAGUGGGCCGUCUGGGCAGCCUCACUCUCAACACCAACACCAUCACUAUCCUGGUCCACACUGUCAAGGGGGUCCUGGAUACCCUCCUGGGCCGUACCCUCACUACAAUGAAAGCGGCCACGCGAUGCCUCCGAACCCCCCUUACCCCUCUGGCCAGGCUCUCCACCCAAGCUCGCAGGCCGACGCGUGGGCGCACUCUGGUGCGUAUGCCCCCUCACAGCAGCAAUGGCAGCCAGGCCAGCAGCCGCCACAAAACCACUACGGAAAUCCUGUCCGUCCAGCGCACCCACCAGCAUGGCCGGGGACCGGAACGGGUGCUCCACCACCUUACCAACCCAAGGACCAACAGCACCAACGUGCCCCACAAGUGGGACCUAAACCGAGGCCGACCCCAUCCCCGAACCCGCCCAACGGGAAGCCUGCCGAGAUAAGCUCACCCCCCCAAAUGUACAACAAAACCGGGAGAGGAGAGCCUAAUCCUUCGCAAGGUGAGCCGCCGCCCUCGGCUCCGGCCCAAGCUCCGGCUCCAGGCCCAAUCGGACCCCAGCCCCUGAGCAGUAACCCCGGCCUAGCGAGGGUCCAACAGGUCAUGGCCAGAGUGAUGCUGCUUCAGGAAGAUGUUGACGAGUUUGUUGGCAAAAAGACAGACAAGAGUUAUCGGUGUCUGGAGGAACUGCUGACCAAAGAGCUGCUGGUGCUGGACUCUGUGGAGACUCAGGGACAGGAGAGCGUCCGGCAAGCCCGAAAGGAGGCCGUACAGAGGAUCCAGGCCAUUCUGGACCAGCUGGAGAAGAAAGCCUUCUGAACUGGACUUAUUUAUUGGUUUGUGGGUCACUAAGUCUUGCUGUUUUUCUUCUUCCAGAUCUUCCAUGGACUCAUUGAGGGUCUAGUCUUGUUCCUCGGAGCUGUGUUAUGUUAAGGUUGUUUCCACCACCGUGAUGUAAAGUGAAAUGAAGUGGCAUGGACCCAAGAACAAGAUAGAGCAACUACUGGUACAUGGAAUCGACCUUUUUAAAGCCUAAUUAUGCUGGUAUAAGUGACAUGGUGGUGUUAGAAGUGCAGACUGAAGGUUGUACAUAUCAGAAGUGACUUUCAGCCUCAGUGAGUGACUGUGCUGACUACACAACCUGACACACUUGCUCAGCUUAUCUUUUAUGUCACGCCUUUGCCAGCAUAAACGCAGGGCAGAGUCACUGGAAGAUGAAUUGAUUUAGUGCCACAUUACAACCGUUAGAUUAUCGUCAUGCUGUCCCUCAGGAUCGUGGGUUCCCUUUUAGUCUGAUCCCACAUCUAACGACACGUGCACUUCGUUAGCUGUCUACUAACACAUCUCGCAGCCCAUUUGCAUGACCACGAUAUCGAGCUCCCCCUCCCCCCUCCUCCGAUAGAGGCCGUACACUUAGUUGCCCAUUUGCUCCUCCAUGUCUCUGCAGGAAUAGGUGCAAUGCUUUCCCGUCUCAACCGCGCUCCCAGCCCCUGCAUGCACUGUAAUGUCAGACGAGCACUCAGUACAGUCACGACAUCUCCGAGCUCAAAACUGGGCCUAGAACGUAGCAAAUUAGUGAAAACCCUCUAAAGAUUGCUGUCCUCGUUAUUCCAUCUUUCGGAUGAAAUUGCUUCCCAAGUGCAGACCUAGAAUCAGACCUACAUAUGAAUGCCAUGUAUUUCGCUCUAGGAACUACUGUUAUUACAGAUAAAUAAGGACAAGUUUAAGAGUUACUUGAAAAGCUGUUAAAUUAUGUUCUUUCUAUCCCUUUUUGAACACUUGGAAUAUAUAUGACUAAGCAAGUGAUUUGUAUUUUCUGAAGCAAGUGUUCAAUCAGUCGCUGUAAAGGAUCAAAGAAAGUAUGUACUUUAACAUUUUCAGUAAUGUUUUGUGCUGAAGGACGAUGUGGUCACAGCGCUUGGAUCAGUUGUUUCAUUUGGACGUUGUUUCUGUUUUUCUCGAGCACUAACGUCCUUGUUAUCCAGAUUUGGACCGCAAUCCAUUUUCUUGUGUAGAGCAAGUCUUUUUUUUCCCAAUCAUUGUUGAUGUGUUGAUUUAGAAAAAAAAGAGUGCCAUAUUUCAGGGGAUGGUUUUAUAUGAUUAGAAAAAAAUAAAAUAAUAAAAAAUAACAACACAAGCUUUGCAUGAAAAAAACAAAAAAAACACCUGUCAUAUGUGUUCAUUUUCCUGUGCUGGUAAGUUUCUGUUUAAAUGGAGCACAACUGUACAGUUUCACAUGUAAUGCAUGUUUCCGACACAAGAUGGGAAUCUUUGCCUGAUAAAUAUUGAAAUUAUUACAAGUUGGAAAAUAGAGAAAUAAUUAAAUGUCAGUAUAUUUUUUAACCUGUGA